Pomacea canaliculata is the source of this 1586-nucleotide messenger RNA. RefSeq lists its product as uncharacterized. Bases 160 to 1560 code for a protein of 466 amino acids. The record is from RefSeq and is a predicted model, not a curated record. The transcript has 9 exons. Lineage: Eukaryota; Metazoa; Mollusca; Gastropoda; Architaenioglossa; Ampullariidae.
GCGUGUUUAGAGAUGGAACAGACGUGAAGUUAGUAAAAUGGCGGAUUUUCAAACCUGCAAAACAGACUUACUUAUUUUUCAUGCUGUUUUACGUUCAUUGAGAUGUUGAUGUUGACUUCUUCGACGUUAUCUUGCGAGUUAUAGCAGUCUUUGAAAAAAAUGUAUUCUUCUACAUCUUUCAACAUUAGUCAUGAUAUGGCUUUGACAGCGGCAGGAAUGGAGCAAUCAAUAGAUGACAGAACCUUGUUCUGUACUCCUGCUCCUUUGGCUGCAUCAACUAUAGCAAGAGAUGCCAUUAGAAUGAGACAAAUGACAAUUCCAGACAUCAAAGGCUCCUUCUUGAAUGAAGAGUCACAGUUAUCAUCACAAUCAGAUUCUCUGAAUUUGUCCCAAGAACUGAUGCGACCCAACUUCAGUAUUACUGCUGAUGCUAACAUCAUCCCACAGCAGGCCAAACCUCAGAAGAUGGAUUCUGGUUCAGACCUCAUUCAUUUCUCUGCCAUCACAGAAAAAGAUGGAGGCACUAUUACACCAGAUGAAAAGAGUGAUUCACUAACUGAUGUCAGUUCAAGGUCCUCCAUGGGACUCAUACCAAAUGAACUCUUAAGUGAUUGUGAGCUCCUGGCGCCAGUUACUAGCAUUGCUGAUUUGUCAUCCAGCAUGUUACCAUUAAACACACCGAAAGGGGCUCCGUCCAAAGUGGGAAAACUUAAUUUUGGAUCAGUCCUGUCACCAUGCAGAGAGAUUGUAGGUGACUCAACAGAGUGGUCAGAUAGCUCAAAGCAAGACUCAAAAGAUUUGCCGAUGGGUCGGAGUCAUUUGAUAGACACUGUCAAGAAAAAGCCUCAGUUUCUUGCCGAGCCAUCGGUGAAGGUCGCUGGUCAUGGACAGAGAGCACUGGCUUUUAUUACUGAAGGCUUACUGGGUAAUGUUGAUGAAGGAAAUGAGCUUGAUCUCAGUGUCUGUGAUGUGGAGUUUGCUGCUGAAGAACUGCAAAAAUUGGAUGAAGAGUUCAGUGACAUAUGUGAAGAUAAAGACAGUGAUGAUGAUGAGAUCAGUGAUGAGGAGCCAUUUCUUAGUCUCCCAAUCAAAAGCAGAGAAAAGAAUCAAGAAACAGAUGUAGCAGAUAGUAGAACAAAGGACAUGGACAUGGAUUCCACUAUACAAAUGCAAGGUGGGGACCCACAAGCAGAGACUACAUUCCAUGAAGAGGAAAACAGGUUGGGAGAGGGUCAAGAGUCUGAUAAGGAUACAAAGGGCAAUCAGCAGGUAGCUGGCAUGAGCAAAAGUGGCUUACUAGAUGCAUGUUACUUUCACAAGACCCCUAUUCCUUUUCCUGGGGAUGGAGAAGACAUAGAGGUGACUUCUUUGCGUAGCAGCCACACCCUGACAAACCAGCGAGGUGCAGCUGAAGGUGAAAACCUUCUUGCAACACUCAGGCGCCAAUUCAUGAGUGGUGAUGGUAGUGAAAUUGACACGGAAGAUGAACUUGAAGCUGUGAGAGAGGAGCUGGCUUUGUCAGCCAGACAGAGAGGACACAGUGCUGAUAAAGCAAGAUAAUGGCAGAAGUGACUUGCCACACCAGG